This is a messenger RNA of Ananas comosus (pineapple), 659 nucleotides long. Its product is annotated as glutaredoxin-C1-like. The transcript has a single exon. Bases 165 to 476 code for a protein of 103 amino acids. Lineage: Eukaryota; Viridiplantae; Streptophyta; Magnoliopsida; Poales; Bromeliaceae. The record is from RefSeq and is a predicted model, not a curated record.
AUUCACUACCUUAGUUCAAUCUCUCACAUACCAACUCCCACAUUAUCUACACUCUCUCAAGCCACUUCAAAAUAUUGUUCCACUCUUCUUGAAUCUGAGCCCCUGCACAAACACUUGCAUCACAAUUCUCACUUCUCCAAAAAGCAGUUUUUCAAGAGCUCAUCAUGGACAGGGUUACAAAAUUGGCUUCGCAAAACGCAGUUGUGAUCUUCAGCAAAAGCUCCUGCUGCAUGUGCCACACCGUGAAGAGGCUCUUCCGCGAGCUCGGCGUGAGCCCGGCGAUCCACGAGCUCGACGAGAACCCCAGGGGGGCCGAGAUGGAGCGAGCCCUUGUGAAGAUGCUAGGGCGGACACCGCCCGUGCCCGCUGUCUUCAUUGGCGGCACCCUAGUCGGGCCUACCGAGAAGGUCAUGUCCCUCCAUCUCGGCGGCAAGCUCGUUCCCCUGCUCCGCGACGCAGGAGCUAUCUGGCUCUAAUACAAUAUUAAAAAGAAGGAGAAAAGUUACGUAUCAAAAUGCUACGGUAUUCGAAUCAUAGUAGAUUCAUAUUUCCAGCUAAGUUUAUUUCUAAAAGAAAUAAACGAAACGGAUAACAUGUUACCUAUCAGCAUUGCUCGAAAAUUUUGGAUGAAUUUGAACUAUGUUCAUAAUAUGUGAUCU